CUCGAUUUCUGGCUUCCGAAGCGCACUCUGUGAACGGACCGUGAAAGUUUGUUGCAUUCACACAGUUAUUGUUCAUUUUUGUGUAAAAUGGAGGAGAAGAACAGCUCUGGAAAUACUGCAGCAGUGGAAAAUGCGGGGACAAACCCGUCGCCUGCGAAAAAGUCUGCAAAAUCAAAGAUAAAAUCGCAACGUUCUAAAUCGUCCCAUCCACCAACUGCGGAGAUGGUGAAUGCUGCUAUCAAGGCCUUGCAAGAUCGCAAGGGAUCGUCAGUUCAAGCUAUCAAGAAAUACAUAGCAACGACGUAUAAGGUUGAUGGUGAAAAAAUGGCGCCAUUUAUUAAGAAGUACUUGAAAGCUGCCGUAACUACCGGUGCGGUGGUGCAAACCAAGGGAAAAGGUGCCUCUGGCUCGUUCAAGCUGUCCAUAUCUUCGAAGGGUCUCGAAUCGAAGAGCAAAUCCAAACGUUCUGUGAAAAAGACCGUACCUGCAGUAGCUGAGAAGAAAGCUGCGGAGAAGAAGCCAGCGAGUCCUAAGAAAGCGGCUGCCCCGAAGAAAGCACCCGCUGUGAAGAAACCAGCCGCGGCAGCCAAGAAACAACCUCCUUCUCCGAAGAAAGCUAAAACUGCUGCUGUAAAGAAAGCAGAAUCUGCGAAGCAAAAGGCACCACCACCACCGAAAAAUUUAUCGAAAACGAAGAAAGCCACUAAGGCACCAGCAGCAAAGACGAAAACUCCAAAACCAAAAACAGCAAAGUCUCCAAAAGUCGCAAGAGCAGCGGCGAAAAAGUAAUUCGUUGAAGAAUACAUACCAAUUGGCCCUUUUCAGGGCCACAAAACCUAUUUUACAAAGAAACCAUCUCUGUUUGUACUCUGCAAGAAUUUACCUCCUCAUUCCAAAUUACCAUUUCCUUUAAAAUAAAAUUUUGAUACAAAUGUUA
Osmia lignaria (orchard mason bee) is the source of this 937-nucleotide messenger RNA. Its product is annotated as histone H1-like. Gene Ontology annotation, biological process: nucleosome assembly; negative regulation of DNA recombination; chromosome condensation. Gene Ontology annotation, molecular function: nucleosomal DNA binding; double-stranded DNA binding; structural constituent of chromatin. The record is from RefSeq and is a predicted model, not a curated record. NCBI's taxonomy places the organism in Eukaryota, Metazoa, Arthropoda, Insecta, Hymenoptera, Megachilidae. Gene Ontology annotation, cellular component: nucleus; nucleosome.